AAAGGAAGCGGUGCCAGACUGUGAGACAAAACUGAUUGUCUGUCUUGUUUCGAUGAACACAACGAGAAUGCGGUCUACACUUCAUACCCUUCUCACAGUCUCUCUGUUGGCAUGUAAGUCCUGCCUGUCUUAAUCUCUGUAAACCAGGAACCUCAGUCAGUGUGUGAUGGCGUCAUGGAGACAGUGGUUGGUGUUGCAGGUAGGACGGUAUCUCUGACCUGCAGGUAUGACACCGCUACCCUGGGUCUGACAGAGGUGUGCUGGGGGAGAGGAGCACAGCCGUCUCUCUUCGGCUGUGAGAACACAGUCAUUGCUACUAAUGGAGUAGAGGUAACCUACAGGAGGUCCUACAGACACAGGUUACCAGGGAAGCUUCAGAGUGGAGAUGUUUCUCUCAUUAUCUACAACGCCGGAGAGGGAGACUCUGGGUUCUACCACUGCCGUGUGGCGCUAUCUGGACUGUUCAACGACCUGACGCACACCGUUCAUUUAAUUGUUCGACAAGCACCAACUGUCAUCCCAACUGUCGCACCAACUGUCAUCCCAACAGUACCAGCCCAACUCCUGCCCAUCACAGACACAUCUGGGUCCUCUGUUAUACCAGAAAAUAACAGACAAUCACCUCUCAUCCCAACUGUCAUCCCAACUAUUGUCCCAACUGCGACAGAAGAACAACCACUGCCCAUCACAGAAACAUCUGGGUCCCCUUUCACACCAGAGAAGAGCAGAGAAGGUGAGCAAGGUCCCGAUAUCCUUUAUGACUGCACUACAGGCCCAAUAAUAGGUCUUGUCAAGGGAAUUAAGCAGAAAAUGGCAUCUCCAUCUCUGGAUAGCUACAUAGGACACACUGUCCGAGUGGGAGCAAUCGCCUUCAUCCCUGGUCUGAUCCUAGCAGUUCUUCUUCGUCUGAGACGGUCCAGAAAUAGCCGAGUCAGAGGAGAACCUGCCAGUUCCCCCAGUGUCAGCAGCAGGAACCCUAGAGCGGAAAUACCCCUCAGUCACCAUGAUACAGAUGCCUGGAUCUAUGAUGCUCCUACAGAAGUGUAGACUCAUCAAAAUACACUAUAUUGUGUACUAUUUCACUCAAUAAUUCAUUAAGUAUUGAGAGAACUAAAACAAUUUAGCGUAUGCACACUCAGGUCUUCAGUUUUUCAACACGUUGUGACAUUGCCAAUGUAGGACCACUCAUAAGAGGUUACUAACACUGAGUUGCACCCCCACCCCCACCCCACCUACUAUUAUACCCUGUUUAAAGGCACUUACAUUUUUUGUCUUGCCCAUUCACCCUCUGAAUGACACACAUACAUAAUCCAUGUUUCAAGGCUUAAAAAUUAUCUUUCAACCUGUCUCCUCCCCUGCAUAUACACUGAUUGAAGUGGACAAGUGACAUCAAUUAGGGAUUAUUGCUUUCAGCUCAAUUCACCUGGUCAGUCUAUGUUAUGGAAAGAGCAGGAAUUGUUUAUGUUUUGUACACUCUAGCUAUGUUAUCGAGCCAUGUUUUUCUUGUGAUGAGGUGUAAUGAAAAGAUAAAUAAAUACCAUUUAA
Messenger RNA from Oncorhynchus tshawytscha (Chinook salmon), 1545 nucleotides. It is a transcript of the gene havcr2, whose product is annotated as hepatitis A virus cellular receptor 2. The transcript is spliced from 7 exons. The record is from RefSeq and is a predicted model, not a curated record. Bases 175 to 1047 code for a protein of 290 amino acids. Lineage: Eukaryota; Metazoa; Chordata; Actinopteri; Salmoniformes; Salmonidae.